Sclerotinia sclerotiorum 1980 UF-70 is the source of this 789-nucleotide messenger RNA. RefSeq lists its product as hypothetical. Bases 1 to 789 code for a protein of 262 amino acids. Lineage: Eukaryota; Fungi; Ascomycota; Leotiomycetes; Helotiales; Sclerotiniaceae. The transcript has 3 exons. The record is from RefSeq and is a predicted model, not a curated record.
AUGUCGACUCACCAUCGUGGAUUGCCCCCAAUGACAUUACCACAGCCACCACAACCACCACAACAAGUAGUUCCGGCAUUGAACCAACCAACGGGCCCAUUACAAUUACCAGCUCCGCCUCAGCAAUGGCAAGGUGCAGAGGAGUCAAUGAGAAACUGGCUUCAAGCAAAGGCCGAAGAGGAUAAAAGGAAGCAGGAGGAAGAGAAGACGAGGCAAGAAUCACUUAGAUUAGAGCAAAGAAAGAUCGAGCAGGAUAUGCUACGAACCUCCCUGGCGGGAGGAAUCCCUCCGUACAUGAUUCCAAUGGUCUUCGCUGGAAUGGGUGGUGGGAAUCUACCAAGUGCUAGCAUAGAAUGGGCUCAACACUACAUGGCCCAAGCACAUCAACUGCAGCAGCAUCAACUUCAACAGCGAUUAGUGCCAGGGCAAAGUCAGCAUACCUCACCGGAGCAAUUGCAGCGUGGUGACUCCCGGCCUACAUUUGGAGGUCAGCAUCCAGCGCCCGCUACUGUACCAUCAACGCCCCAUGCAAAUAUUACCGGGGCAAUCAGGUCAUCCCUUAGCACAAUUGCAAAACGCCCAGCAGCAACAGGAACCACAAUCUUCGCCUUCGAUAUACUUUCAUCACUGGCAACCGCCUACAUCACAAGCAGACCAUGUCUCUUCACCAAAGAAACGAAAAGCGACAGGGCCUCAGCAACCAGCUCCACAUCCAAGCUCACUGCCACAGUAUACCUCCCCUUCAUUCUCACAGACAGGAUCAUCGAUAUCAGGCACGCCAUCGAGUAG